Ostreococcus lucimarinus CCE9901 is the source of this 2124-nucleotide messenger RNA. RefSeq lists its product with no specific name. The record is from RefSeq and is a predicted model, not a curated record. The transcript has a single exon. Gene Ontology annotation, molecular function: protein binding. The annotation marks the transcript as partial. Lineage: Eukaryota; Viridiplantae; Chlorophyta; Mamiellophyceae; Mamiellales; Bathycoccaceae.
UUAGCCGCGGCUUGGACGGAUCUGGGGACGACGUACAAGGCGAACGGAGAAUCUAAGCGCGCGAUGGAGACGUACGCGGAGAUCAUAGCGGCCGUACCGCAUCACGCUGCGGCGGCGUAUUACAAUAUGGGCGUGUCUCUCGUGGAGUGUGGACGAUUGGUCGAGGCGGAGAGCGCUUAUCGAAGCUCCAUCGCGCUCGAUUCGUCAAGAGCUGAGGCGUACUGCAACAUCGGCGUCGUCUUCAAGAUGACGAAUCGCAUAGAUGACGCGCUUGACGCGUGUGAAAAAUGUCUGCGCAUAUCGCCCGAUUUCGACCUUGGGAAGAAGAACUUGUCGCUCGUCCUCACGGAUCAAGGGACGGAGCUAAAGAAGAAGAAUUUGCUCGCCGAUGCCAUUGCGACAUACGAGCGAGCGCUUUCAUACGACACGACCAACGUUGAGGCGUACUACAACCUCGGUGUGGCGUGCGCGGAAGCUGAAGAGUACGAUCGUGCUAUCAUUGCGUACGAAAACGCGGGACGUUUAAGGCCGCAGUGCGCGGAAAUUUGGAACAACGCCGGGGUCUUGUACAAGGAAAGAGGUAAUGACGCUCGCGCUAUGGACUACUACCGCCGCGCCGUCGCGUGCAAUCCCAACUUUGCUCAACCUCUCAAUAACCUGGGCGUAUUACACACGAUGACUGGCGAGGCGCAGCAAGCUUUGGAGACGCUCCAGCGCGCAGUGACGGUGGAUCCAUCGUAUGCGGUGGCGCACAACAAUUUAGGCGUCUUGUUGCGGGACACGGGAGACAUCGAGCACGCGUGUGAGUCGUACAGAGAAUGCAUUCGAAACUCUCCGAACGAUCGUCAUGCCGAACAGAACUACUUGCUCGCGCUCAAUUACGUGCGCCAAGGCGAAGAACCAGACGUUUGUGAGGCGCACGCGACGUGGGGGACGCGGUUUGUGAAACUCGCAGGCCCGCCGCUUAAGGCUCGAAGGGCAGUUCGUUCGGACAGUGGUGCUGGAACGCCAGGGCGAAGAAAGCUCGUCGUCGGCUACGUCUCUCCUGAUAUGUACACGCACUCGGUGAGUUAUUUCGCAGCUGCGCCUUUUCGUUCGCACGAUAAGGAGAGCGUCAAGCUUGUGGUGUACAACGUGUCGAAAUUUUGCGAUGCGCAGACCGAGCGCCUUCGGAAGUUCACGUUGGAAUCCGGAGGCGAGUGGCGCGAUUGCGCGUCUCUUGAUGAGCGUGAACUCGCCGAGUGCAUUCGAGGUGACUGUGUGGACGUUCUCGUUGAGCUUACCGGGCACACGGCGAACAAUCGCCUCGGCACGCUCGCGCUCGAGCCGGCGCCAGUUCAGAUCACGUGGAUUGGCUAUCCGAACAGCACGGGAAUGCGAUCGAUCCACUAUCGCAUCACCGACAAAGUCUGUGAUCCGCUGGACACUAAACAGACGUUCACGGAACAGCUCGUUCGUAUACCGUCACCGCAUUCGUUCCUUUGCUACACCCCGAAUCCCGAGGCACCACAGCAAGUUUCGGACGCGCCGUGCGCAAGUCAGGGCUUUGUCACGUUUGGGUGCUUCAAUACCAUGGCCAAAGUCACCGCCGACGUCCGAGUGGCUUGGAGUCAGAUCUUGCUCGCCACUCCCGGAAGUCGCUUGUACUUCAAGUCGAAAGCUUUCGCGUGCGAAGUUAUUCGCCAACGCUUUUUGUCGCAAAUGUCUGCGUUGGGAGUAGACAACUGGCGAAUCGACUGCGUUCCGCUCGAGCGCGAGACAUCCUCGCACCUCGCCAUGUACGAUCGCGUCGAUAUCGCUCUAGACACCUUCCCAUACGCUGGCACGACGACGACAUGCGAGUCCCUCCACAUGGGCGUGCCCGUUCUGACGCUCGCCGGCGCGUGUCACGCGCACAACGUGGGCAAGUCGUUGAUGACCGCUGUUGGUCUCGAAAGGUUCGUUGCGAAAGAUGUGAUUGAGUACGUGCGAAUUGCUUCGUCGUAUGGCAAUAAGAUGGAUGAGAUUCGUGAGCUUCGACGGGGUUUGCGAGAGAAAUUGCUGCGCUCGCCCCUGUGUGACGCCGCCGGUUUCACACAAUCUCUCGAGGUCAUCUAUCGCAACUUGUGGCAACGAUGGUGUGAU